Messenger RNA from Triticum aestivum (bread wheat), 1299 nucleotides. Its product is annotated as protein MIZU-KUSSEI 1-like. The record is from RefSeq and is a predicted model, not a curated record. Bases 13 to 927 code for a protein of 304 amino acids. NCBI's taxonomy places the organism in Eukaryota, Viridiplantae, Streptophyta, Magnoliopsida, Poales, Poaceae. Gene Ontology annotation, biological process: hydrotropism. The transcript has a single exon.
ACAUCUACAUGCAUGGCUCUUCACGCCGACGCUGCACAUAUAUCAUCGCCUCACUCACUCAUUUGGCACCAGCUCACAAUAAGAUCGAUCUUCGCUUGCCCGCCAGCAUCUGAAGCACACAAGAAGCGGAUGUCGGCAUCUGAAGAAACUCGGGGCAGCAUGAAGAAGAAGGAGAAGAAGAAGACGACGGGCUGCCUCGCGCCAAUCUUCGCCGCCUGCGUCCCCUCCGCCAGGCAGCAGCCCGGCGGCGACGACGAUGCCGCCAGGAGCCGCCUCAGCUUCUCGUUCGCGGAGCAGAGCCAGCCCGAGAGCAUCAUCGACCCGGCCGCCUCGGUCGUGGCCAGGAAGGACGGCCGGCACCAGCAGCAGCCGCAGCACUGCGCCGUCAUCGUCGGCACCAUCUUCGGGAGCCGCAGCGGCCGCGUGACCUUCUGCGUGCAGCGCGACCCGGCCGUGCCGCCCCCGUUCCUCUUCGAGCUCUCCGUGCCCAUGCAGUCCCUCGCCGCCGAGAUGGCGUCCGGCCUUCUCCGCAUCGCGCUCGAGUGCCACCGCUCCAGCGGCAGGUCGUCCGCGCCCGGUGCGGCCGGCGAAAAUGCUGCUGCUGCCGGCGGCAGCUCCCGCCCGAGAAACGUCUGGACGGCGUCCUGCAACGGCCGGGACGCCGGACAUGCCGUGCGGCGGCCGCCGACGGAGUGGGAGCGGGGCGUGCUGGAGAGCAUGCGGACGAUGACGGCCGGCGUCGGGGCGCUGCCGGCAGCCGAGCCGCAAGAAGGGAUCAGCGAGGAGGUGAUGUAUAUGAGGGCGACCUACGAGAGGGUGGUGGGCUCCAAGGACGCGGUGUCGUACCAUCUCAUCAGCCCACGCACCGCCGGCGAUAGCCCGCCGCAGGAGCUCAGCCUCUUCCUGCUGAGAACCAGAGGGGAUUGAGAUUCACUGUCUGUGUGUACGCAGUGACAUUCACUGACAUGCGUGUAACGUGCAUGUGCUACUCCCUCCGUGUUAACAUGUAAAUAUUUCUGUUGUAAUAGUCUGGCACGUCCAGCCCUAGAAUUUAGGAUCUCAACUAAUGCCCUGGCCUGCGUGCCUACUUCCUUGGGCUUUCUAUAUGUAAUGACUGUUGUACUGUAACCAGAAAUCAAGGGCAAUCAUUCUAUUGUCUAAUUUGGUAUCAGUGUCUCCAGGUCUCUCCAUGGCCGAACACUCCUCUUCCUCCUCCGCGGCCACCAUGCCCGCCUCCUCGCCGGCCUCCCUCUCCUCGACGGCCUCCUCCGGCUCGUCCUCGGCCACCGCCGCCGGCAC